AUGUUGGGGUCAAACAACCUUGUGACGUUUGAAGGGCUGGCCAACAGUUCAGCUUACCACACCUUCCUGUUAGAUGAGGAGAAAGGGAGACUUGUGGUGGGAGCCAAGGACCACAUCUUCUCCUUUAACCUCCUCAACAUUAGCAAAGACUACGCACAGAUCCCUUGGCCAGCUUCUCCUACCAGAAGAGAUGAAUGCAAGUGGGCAGGAAAAGAUCUUUCAAGGGAGUGCUCAAAUUUCAUCAAGGUGUUGCAGCCAUUCAACCAAACCCAUUUAUAUGUGUGUGGGACAGGAGCCUUCCACCCUGUGUGUUCCUACCUGGAGGUGGGAAGGAAACCAGAGGACAGCUUGUUUAGACUGGAGUCUCACACAGAAAAUGGGCGAGGGAAGAGUCCCUAUGAUCCAAAGCUGCUCACUGCAUCCAUGCUAAUUGAUGGGGAACUGUAUGCUGGAACAUCAGCUGACUUCAUGGGGCGAGACUUCGCCAUCUUCCGCACACUUGGCACGCAUCACCCAAUCAGGACAGAGCAGCAUGAUUCCCGUUGGCUCAAUGAUCCCAGGUUUGUGGGCGUUCAUCUGAUUCCAGAGAGUGACAACCCUGAAGAUGAUAAAAUCUACCUGUUCUUCAGGGAGAAUGCUAUGGAUGGAGAGCAUGCUGGGAAAGCUACACAUGCACGCAUCGGCCAGCUGUGUAAAAAUGACCUGGGUGGUCACAGGAGUCUGGUAAAUAAAUGGACCACAUUCUUGAAGGCCCGACUUAUUUGUUCUGUGCCUGGCAGUAAUGGAAUAGACACACACUUUGAUGAACUACAGGAUGUUUUUCUUAUGAGCACAAAGGAUCCCAAGAGCCCAAUCAUAUAUGCAGUAUUUACCACCUCCAGCAACAUCUUCAAAGGUUCAGCUGUGUGUAUGUACAGCAUGACAGACAUAAGAAGAGUGUUUCUGGGUCCUUACGCUCAUAGAGAUGGACCCAACUAUCAGUGGGUGCCUUUCCAGGGACGUGUUCCUUACCCACGACCUGGCACAUGCCCUAGCAAGACAUUUGGAGGAUUUGAUACAACCAAGGACCUUCCUGAUGAAGUCGUAACCUUUGCCAGAAGCCAUCCAGCCAUGUUCAAUCCUAUCUACCCGAUUAACCAUCAUCCAAUCAUAGUCAAAACAGAUGUAGACUAUCAGUUCACCCAGAUAGUGGUAGAUAAGGUAGAGGCAGAAGAUGGACAGUAUGACGUCAUGUUCAUAGGCACAGACAUGGGGACAAUUCUGAAAGUCGUGACCAUCCCCAGAGGCUCCUGGCAUGACCUGGAGGAAGUCCUACUGGAGGAAAUGACUGUCUUUAGAGAGCCAACAGCCAUUAGAUCAAUGGAACUUUCGACAAAACAGCAACAACUGUACCUGGGCUCAGACAUUGGUGUGUCCCAGAUGCCUUUGCAUCGGUGUGAGGUUUAUGGGAAAGCCUGCGCUGAAUGCUGCCUGGCCAGAGACCCUUACUGUGCAUGGGAUGGCACUGAGUGCUCCAGAUACUUCCCAAUGGCAAAGAGGAGAACAAGGAGACAAGAUAUCAGGAAUGGAGACCCACUCACACAGUGUUCAGAUCUGCAACACCAUGAUGAACUAAGCGGGCAGAAAACUCUUUUGGAUAAAACUGUGUAUGGUGUGGAGAACAGCAGCACUUUCCUUGAGUGCAGCCCUAAGUCACAGAGAGCUCUGACAUAUUGGCAGUAUCAACGCUCCACCGAAGACCGCAAACAAGAGAUCAAAUCAGAGGAACGUUUCAUCCGCACAGACCAGGGUCUGCUGAUUCGCACACUUAACAAGAGGGAUUCUGGGAUCUACCUGUGCCUGGCGGUGGAGCACGGCUUCAUGCAGACACUUCUGAAGGUGACCUUAGAAGUCAUUGACACUGACCGCCUGGAGGAUAUGCUACAUCGUGAUGAAGAGGCAGCUGCCAGUGCCCCUGUCCAGGACCUUUCUUCACCUCGAGAAACUCCCAAUCAAAAGCUGUGGUACAGAGACUUCCUGUCUUUGGUCAACCACCCGACUCUGAACAGCGUGGAUGAGUUCUGUGAGCAAGUUUGGAAGAGGGAGAGAAAGCACAGGAGGCAGAAAGCUCACCUGGUCCACAUGCAUGCUCAAGGACUGGCAGCAAAGUGGAAACACCUGCAAGAGAGGCAGAAGGGGCGCAACCGCAGGACCCAUGAACUGGAGAGGGCCCCCCGCAGUGUCUGAUAUACAGACUUUGACUUUAUUGCCCAAACCUGAAAACCGCACCCAGUUCUCAUUCUGUAACCCUGAUUAACUUACCCAGUUUUUUUCCUUCAUACUGAGUUACAGACGUUUUCCACAGUGACUGGAUAGAAAAUUAAAACGGAAAU
Molecule: messenger RNA, 2372 nt
Organism: Scomber scombrus (Atlantic mackerel)
Lineage: Eukaryota; Metazoa; Chordata; Actinopteri; Scombriformes; Scombridae
Gene: sema3ab
Product: sema domain, immunoglobulin domain (Ig), short basic domain, secreted, (semaphorin) 3Ab
Exons: 17
Coding region: 1-2226 (741 amino acids)
Biological process (GO): negative chemotaxis; motor neuron axon guidance; semaphorin-plexin signaling pathway
Molecular function (GO): semaphorin receptor binding; chemorepellent activity; neuropilin binding
Source: RefSeq, a predicted model, not a curated record